This is a messenger RNA of Epinephelus lanceolatus (giant grouper), 1330 nucleotides long. It is a transcript of the gene aga, whose product is annotated as aspartylglucosaminidase. NCBI's taxonomy places the organism in Eukaryota, Metazoa, Chordata, Actinopteri, Perciformes, Serranidae. The record is from RefSeq and is a predicted model, not a curated record. Gene Ontology annotation, molecular function: N4-(beta-N-acetylglucosaminyl)-L-asparaginase activity. Gene Ontology annotation, cellular component: lysosome; cytoplasm. Gene Ontology annotation, biological process: protein deglycosylation.
ACGUGACACAAUAAGGAAGUGAACUGUAACGUUUCACCAAAGCGGUUUGUCGUUUUAAACAUAUUAAAAUAAUAAUAUGCUCUUACUGCUAAGGUUAAUACGUACUCAUCGGGACGUGAAAUAUAGCAAUGAAUAGGAAAUGACGUCAGCAGUCCUCUGUGUGCAUGUUCAUGUAGCGUUGCGUCAGGACAACAUGUUUGUAUCGCUCCUGAUUUAUACUUUAUUAACGUUACUGUUUCCUCUUGGACAUGCAUCUCUGCCUGUCGUUAUCAAUACCUGGCCAUUCAAGAAUGCAGCGGCUGCAGCAUGGAGCGCCCUGCAGUCCGGUGGCUCAGCAUUGGAUGCGGUGGAGAAGGGAUGUGCCCGCUGUGAAAUAGAGCAGUGUGAUGGUUCUGUCGGUUACGGAGGGAGCCCAGAUGAGACCGGAGAGACCACGCUGGAUGCCAUGAUUAUGAACGGAGAUACCAUGGAGGUGGGCGCAGUUGCAGACCUGAGAAGAAUCAAGAAUGCCAUUGGGGUAGCGAGAGCUGUGAUGGAGCACACUGAGCACACACUGCUGGUGGGAGAGUCAGCGUCUGUGUUUGCUGAAAACAUGGGCUUCAUCGCAGAAGACCUGACUACCAACACAUCUGUGAAUAUUUUCUCACAGUGGCUGAAGGGCAACUGCCAACCUAAUUAUCGAAAGAAUGUAAUGCCAGAUCCUUCCAAGUACUGUGGACCCUACAAGCCCAAGGCUACACUGCUACGGAACAGGAGGGCACAGCGUGCCAGUAUACACUCCCAUGACACCAUAGGGAUGCUUGCUCUUGAUCAAGAUGGCCACGUGGCUGCUGGUACAUCGACCAAUGGACUAAAACACAAAGUUCCAGGUCGUGUUGGGGACUCUCCUAUCGCUGGAGCAGGGGCCUAUGCUGAUAGUUCAGCUGGUGCUGCUGCCGCUACUGGAGAUGGAGACGUCAUGAUGCGCUUUCUGCCAAGUUACUUGGCCGUGGAGCUGAUGAGGGCCGGGGCAGAUCCCUCGGCAGCCUGCAAGACGGCCAUUUCCAGAAUCAAGAGGCAUUACUCAGAGUUCUUUGGAGCCAUCAUCUGUGCUAACACAACAGGCCAUUAUGGUGCAGCCUGUAACAAAGUCCCUGGCUUCUCCCAGUUCCAUUUCAUGGUGUCAAACUCAGAGGCAGACAUACCGCUCCUGAAAUCUGUGGACUGCUUUUAAACUGUGUGCAACUUAGAUGAAUGAAUCAAGUCUCCAUGCUGUAUUUUUAUGCUUGUGAUUUUGCUUUUAAAUCAGAAAUAAAAUGUAAACAAAAAUAAAUGUCACAUGAAAUUUUAA